Messenger RNA from Trichogramma pretiosum, 239 nucleotides. RefSeq names its product NADH dehydrogenase [ubiquinone] 1 alpha subcomplex assembly factor 8. The transcript has a single exon. Gene Ontology annotation, biological process: mitochondrial respiratory chain complex I assembly. The record is from RefSeq and is a predicted model, not a curated record. Gene Ontology annotation, cellular component: mitochondrion. Lineage: Eukaryota; Metazoa; Arthropoda; Insecta; Hymenoptera; Trichogrammatidae. Bases 26 to 223 code for a protein of 65 amino acids.
GUAGACACUGUAGAAGAAUAAAAUUAUGGAAUCUGUUAAACGGUCCAAAGAACGAAUGAAAAAAUUUCCCAUAUUGGUUGCACAAUGUCAUAAACAGGGAUCAGCAUAUGCAGCAUGUGUGAUUAGCAAACGCAAUUUAAAAAAAGAUGAUUGCAUAAAGGAAUUUGAAAGCUUUAGAAAUUGUCUUGCGAAAGCAGCUGUUCAACACAAUACCAAAAUAUAAUAAUACCAAAGUUCAA